This is a messenger RNA of Cinclus cinclus, 1523 nucleotides long. It is a transcript of the gene CHST13, whose product is annotated as carbohydrate sulfotransferase 13. The record is from RefSeq and is a predicted model, not a curated record. The coding region runs from base 41 to 1057 and encodes 338 amino acids. NCBI's taxonomy places the organism in Eukaryota, Metazoa, Chordata, Aves, Passeriformes, Cinclidae. Gene Ontology annotation, biological process: carbohydrate biosynthetic process; proteoglycan biosynthetic process. Gene Ontology annotation, molecular function: sulfotransferase activity. Gene Ontology annotation, cellular component: membrane. The transcript is spliced from 3 exons.
GGCCGCGGGCGCUGCGCCGCGCCGCCAGCCGCGGCCGAGGAUGCGGCGGAGCCGGGCACCGCGGCUGGCGCUGGCCGCCGGCCUCGGCUCGGUCCUGCUCGUCCUCUUCUACUUCCAGAGCAGCCUCAGCCCAGCCUCUGAAGAUAUGAGAUCCACCUGGCAAGGCAAGGCUGGUCGCAGCCCACUCCAGGCCCUAUAUGAGAGUGACCAGUUUGAGCAGUCGUCCCUGCAGGCGGUUCACCAGCAGAGACGGGAGAUGUUGAGCAACAUCUGCAGCCGUUACACCCGCAAGCGGCGUCUCCUGCGGCCGGAUGACUUGCGGCACUUGGUGGUGGAUGACACGCACGGGCUGCUCUACUGCUACGUGCCCAAAGUGGCCUGCACAAACUGGAAGCGGGUGAUGAUGGUCCUGACGGGGCAAGGCAAGUACCAGGACCCGCUGGAAAUCCCGGCCCACGAGGCCCACGUCCCCUCCAACCUGCGCACCCUGUCCGAGUACAGCGUUCCCGAGAUCAACUACCGCCUGCGCAGCUACCUCAAGUUCGUCUUCGUGCGGGAGCCCUUGGAGCGCCUGGUCUCUGCCUAUCGCAACAAGUUCACUCUCAGCUACAACACGGCCUUCCACAAGCGCUACGGGACCAAGAUCAUCCAGCGGCACCGGCGGGAGCCCAGCGACCGCGCCCUGGAGCGGGGGGACGACGUGCGCUUCGAGGAGUUCGUGUACUACCUGCUGGACCCACGGACGCAGCAGGAGGAGCCUUUCAACGAGCACUGGGAGCGGGUGCACUCGCUGUGCCACCCCUGCAUCAUCCACUACGAUGUGGUGGGCAAGUACGAGACCUUGGCUGAAGAUGCCAACUACAUCCUGCAGCUGGUGGGGGCCGACGCGAGCGUCAAGUUCCCGGCUUCAUCCAAGACCACCAGGACGACAGACGACAUGACAGCCCAGUUCUUCCAGGACAUUAGCCCCUUCUACCAAAGAAGACUCUUUAAUUUAUACAAAAUGGACUACUUGCUAUUCAAUUACUCUAUCCCCUCGUACCUCCGCAUCCGAUGAGGUGGGGGCUACAGGGGAAGAGGUGAGGGAGAGCUGGAUAACUCUCGUCUCGCCACAAUUCCUCUCCUCCUACCUUGUGCUCAUCUCUUGGUUGACUUCUUACCUGUGCCCUUGUAUUAGGGUCUGCUCCACCUCCUGAUGCCUUGUUCAUGCGUGAUCUGGAGGAAGAACACUUCUCAAAACACUGGGGCUGGAACUUCUCCUUCAUUUUCCCUCCCAGCCUUCAAUAUCUACAGGGAAUGGUGGUGGGACUGGACGCUUCUUGCCUUGCCUGGGGUUUUUCUUUUAACUAAGAGAUUCCUCUGUAGAUCAAAAUUUUGGGAAGGCUUCUCUUUCGGGCAGGAUCCCUUCAGGUCUUUCUCCUCCUUACUGGGCUGUUUGGGGGCAGACAUUGAGUCUCAGGGGUCAGAGUGGAGUGUAUCAGAGACUUGCAUAGAAUCAGAAAUAAAGCAAUAAUUUAAUGUAA